GACUCUCUGUCGAGGCUGUUCGCCUGCUGCGGGAGUGUCCAGUCUGUGGACAUCUGUGAGAAGCCAGGGUCAGGAGAGAAAAAAGAAAAACUCACAUCCAAAUUCUUCAACUGCAAGACUGUGACGGGAUUUCAAGUAGCAUAUGUGGUGUUCAGGAAACCAGCUGGUGUCCAGGCAGCCAAGGCCCUGUCACGGGAAGGUCCCUUGCUGAUAUCAACAGAAAGUCACCCUGUGAAAACCGGCAUUAGCAAGUGGAUCAACAGCUACGCAGCCUCAGUCGUGGAUCGGGAGGAGCUGAAGGCCGAGGUGGACACCUACAUGCAAGAGUAUGACAAAAAGAUAGCAGAGGAAGAAGCCAAAGCAGCCAAGGAGGAGGGCGUUCCAGAUGAGGAGGGCUGGGUGAAGGUAACGCGGAAGGGCCGGAAGCCUGGCCUGCCCCGGACAGAGGCUGCCAACCUGCAGGUGCUGGAGAAGGAGAAGCAGAAAAGGGCCCGCAAAGAGCUGCUCAACUUCUAUGCCUGGCAGCAUCGUGAGACCAAGAGAGAGCACAUCGCACAGUUGAGGAAGAAAUUUGAGGAGGACAAGCAGAGAAUUGCGCUGAUGAGAGCCCAGCGCAAGUUUCGGCCAUACUAAGCCAUGCCGAGCUAUUUCCUGGGAUGCCUGUGCUGGAGAGGGUGGGAGAGAUGCUUAUGGACUCCACGUGCCAAAGGAUUUCAAGGAAUUGAGGCAGCUUGAGGUUGUCCCUGCCCAUGGAUCUGAAGUGGGAGAUCCCAGCAACUGCCGCUGAAGAAGGAGUUUUCUCAACUCGUGCCGGUAUCCACCUGCUGUCCCAGCCAUUGUCCAACCCUGCAGCACCACUUC
This is a messenger RNA of Tauraco erythrolophus (red-crested turaco), 861 nucleotides long. The record is from RefSeq and is a predicted model, not a curated record. Lineage: Eukaryota; Metazoa; Chordata; Aves; Musophagiformes; Musophagidae.